This is a messenger RNA of Oryctolagus cuniculus (rabbit), 2220 nucleotides long. RefSeq names its product tripartite motif containing 45 (gene TRIM45). Gene Ontology annotation, molecular function: protein binding; zinc ion binding; ubiquitin protein ligase activity. The record is from RefSeq and is a predicted model, not a curated record. Lineage: Eukaryota; Metazoa; Chordata; Mammalia; Lagomorpha; Leporidae. Gene Ontology annotation, cellular component: nucleoplasm.
GGCCAUUGGGGCGGGAAGGCGGGAGGGGUUGGCUGGGGUGGGCGGGCGAUGCAGGGGUCGAGGAUCUGGCAGCGCCACUGGCCUGAGGCUUAGAGCUGGAAGCGCAUCUGGGGAGGAGGGCUUGGGCGGGUCUGGUAUGGGAUGCCGUGGAAAGGAGGGGGCCGUACCACAGAUCCUGCCGAUAUCUGUGGGUGGGUCCUUUGAGGAAGCCUCCUCCCGUGUGCCCUUUUAUUUGCCAACGAGAGCGUCCCCAUGGUCUCUGUUCAAGUUCUGGAAGUUUUCUCCUUGGGUGGGCUUCCUCACCAUUUUAGAACUGCCCAGGGCUGUUUCUGAUACUAGGCACAAACGUGGGGACUAUGUCAGAACACGGGAAGCCACCCAUGGGCUUGGUGCGCAAACUUCCCAGCGGGACUGCACUUGGGGGCCCGGGCAAGACCCACUGCCCUUCGUGCUUGGCGCUUUUCAAAGCCCCCAGGCUCUUGCCUUGUUUGCACACGGUCUGCACCCAGUGUCUGGAGCAGUUGGAACCCUUCUCGGUAGUGGAUAUCCGAGGGGGAGACUCCGACAGCAGCUCUGAGGGGUCAAUGUUCCAGGAACUCAAGCCGCGCAGUGUGCAGCCGCAGACUGGCAUCCUCUGUCCGGUAUGUGAUGCCCAGGUGGACCUGCCCGUGGGUGGAGUGAAGGCUUUAACCCUAGACCACCUGGCCAUGAAUGAUGUCAUGCUGGAGAGCCUGCGUGGGGAAGGCCAGGGCCUGGUGUGUGACCUGUGCAGCGACAGGGAGGUGGAGAAGAGGUGUCAGACCUGCAAAGCCAAUCUCUGCCACUUCUGCUGCCAGGCUCAUAGGCGGCAGAAGAAAACAGCCUCCCACACCAUGGUGGAUCUGAAGGACCUGAAAGGCUCCAGCGGGAUUGGGAGGCCCAUCCUGUGUGCCGCCCACCCUGCCGAGGAGCUGAGGCUGUUCUGCGAGCUCUGCGACCAGCCGGUGUGCCGGGACUGCGUGGUCAGGGAGCACCGGGAGCACCCCUGUGACUUCACCAGCAACGUCAUCCACAAGCACGGCGACUCCGUACGGCAGCUUCUCAAAGGCACCCAGCCCCACGUGGAGGCCCUGGAGGAGGCGCUGGCCCAGAUCAGAGGCCUCAACAGCGCCCUCCAGGAGCGGGUAGAGGCCGUGGCAGCUGAUGUCCGGGCCUUCUCCGAGGGCUACAUCAAGGCCAUCGAGGAGCACCGGGAUAAGCUGCUGAAGCAGCUGGCUGACAUCCGGGUCCAGAAGGAGAAUUCGCUGCAGCUGCAGAAGGCACAGCUGGAGCAGCUGCUGGCAGAUAUGCGGACUGGAGUGGAGUUCACUGAGCACUUGCUGGCCAGUGGCUCGGACUUGGAGGUCCUCAUCACCAAGGGCGUGGUGGUAGAACGGCUCAGGAAGCUGAACAAAGUCGAGUAUAGUGCCCGGCCUGGAGUGAAUGAUAAGAUCUGCUUCUUUCCUCAGGAGAAAGCGGGCCAGUGCCGUGGCUACGAAGUUUAUGGGGCCAUUAAUACCAAAGAGGUUGAUCCAGCCAAAUGUGUUCUUCAGGGAGAAGAUCUCCACAGAGCCCGAGAGAAACAGACAGCCUCUUUCACCCUGCUGUGUAAGGACUCUGCAGGAGAGAGCAUGGGCAGGGGCGGAGACGACAUUCAUGUCGCCGUUGUCCCGAAGGAUAAGAAAGACAGCAGUGCAGUCAGAACGGUGGUCCAGGAUAACAAGGACGGAACAUACUACGUCUCCUACACCCCCAAGGAGCCUGGCCUGUACACUGUGUGGGUCUGUGUCAAAGAGCAGCACGUGCAGGGCUCCCCAUUCACCGUGACGGUGAGGAGGAAGCACCGCCCACACCCAGGUGUAUUUCAUUGCUGUACCUUCUGCUCCAGUGGAGGACAGAAAACGGCUCGCUGUGCCUGUGGCGGGACCAUGCCAGGUGGCUACCAAGGCUGUGGCCAUGGACACAGAGGCCACCCAGGUCGUCCCCACUGGUCGUGCUGUGGAAAGUUUGCUGAGAAGUCCGAGUGCUCGUGCGCAGGCGGGCAGACUGCACCGAGGGGUCUGCUCAGGACCGUGGCGCUCUGACAGCCCUCUGGCUGUGGACUCAGAGCUGCAGCGGUGUGAAUUCAGUUUAUCAGAGGGGCCCCAGGCCUUGAUUACUUCCGAGAGACAGAGAGAAUUAAAAACAGAGUGCCUUAUCGUA